Hydra vulgaris (swiftwater hydra) is the source of this 3289-nucleotide messenger RNA. RefSeq lists its product as uncharacterized. The record is from RefSeq and is a predicted model, not a curated record. NCBI's taxonomy places the organism in Eukaryota, Metazoa, Cnidaria, Hydrozoa, Anthoathecata, Hydridae.
GUAUGGUAUGUUAGAUUGGUUUUAAAAAAAUUUUAUAUUGUUUUUGAAUAUGCUAUAUUUAAGAGUAAGUAUAUUUUAAGAGUAUUGUUACUGUUAAAAUAAGAGAUUGUUACUGUUAAAAAUAUAUAGAGAAGUAUCAGAGUAUAUCUCUUAUUAAUACAGAGAUAUAUCAGAGUAUAUCUAUGUUCAAAGUCAAAAAAAUUUUAACAAAAAAUUAAUAUUUAAAUUAUAAAUUCCAAGAUUUUAUGUCCUAUUUUAUGUUUUACAAAUUUUUAAUCUUACUUAAACCUUAUAUAUGGUACUGAACGCAAUGCUGCUUUAAAUCGAAUUAAAAUUGAAUCAGAAUCAAAUGAAUCCCCCCCCCCUAUAUUGUUCAUUCUGUCCAAUAAGAUGGACUGUUAAAGGAGAUCAAGCAUCAUCAGCUAUCAAUUUCUAAACAUAUAAUGGAAACAUUGUUUAAGCCGCACUUUAGACCUUGAAACAAAGAGUAAAAUAGUUGGUGUUAAAAUACAGAUGUCGAAGUUUAAGGUGUUUUUUGGGCUACAACUUAGUAGAUUUUGAAGAUGACUGAUAAUCUUAGCAAAACGCUCCAAAAUAAGUCUCUUUUAGCUCGAUACGCAGUGAUGAAUCAUACGUGUCAUUUUUCAAUAUUUUCACCUCCUUGGCUAAGUCAUUGAAUGUUGAUGAUCCCAAAUUAUAUCGGAAGCAAAAAAUGCCUCAAUGAUGUGAGAUUGGAGAAAGCAUUUAACAGGCUUGAUUAUAACAACAUUUCCGAAAGCUACAAUCGGGUAUGCCUAUGAGGAACAUCUGAACGAGGUACGUACCUGUAUAACAUUAUUUCAAACGCAUUAUUAUUUGCAACAUUAAUCGAUCAAUAUAUCGUUAAUCGCAUGAUCAAUCGUUAUUUAUAAAGUACAUUUAUUUAUGAUGCUUCAGGUUACAGUUUUCUACGGCGAGGAUUUAAACAAGGAUCAACUAGACGCUCAACUUGCAACUUUUUGUUCCGCCUUUGUUAAUAAUUAGAAAACAUCUCCUAACGUCAAGUAGUUGUUUGGAUUACUUUAAAAGUUUAUCGGAAGCACAACGGCCCUUUUUUAGCGAAGUGUGCACUAUUACGCAAUUAGUUCUUGUGAUGCCGGCUACAAACAAAUUGAUUGAAUGCAGGUUUUCGUCAAUGUGUUGACUUAAGACUUAUCUUCAAAGUACCAUGACACAAAAAUGAUUGAACUUGAAUAAUUUUAAACUGUCAUAAAGAACUACUCAAUAACCUAAAUCUGAUUAACAUUAGUGUCUUUAUUCGAGGUAGUGAAAAUGGUUUGAAAAGUUUUAGUCGAUUUUAAAAUAAACUGCAACACCUUAAUUUUUUCUACAUUACUAUAUUAAAAAUGGUCUUUCUAAUGCUCUAAUGAUACAUUUUAAGGUAUGUAAAUUGUAAAAAAGUCAUUAUCAGGGGCUCUUCCCCCAGACCCACGUAACUUCAAAUAUCUUCUCCCGCCCCUGUCAUAUGUUAGUAAGUAUGCUUUUUAAUUCGUAAAAAUAUGAUUCACUUGCAUUAUCUACAUUAAUAGUUUACUUUCAUUUAAAUCAGUCUUUGUCUCGCUCAAACUUGUUUUAUUUAGAUAAUUUAUUUUUUAGUUUUAAUUAUUUUUUAUUUGUUAUUGAUUGUCUUUAAAAAACAAUUUUAAUUCUUUAAUCGAUAUAUUUUAAUCUUAACCUUUAAAGAAAGUAAGUUAAUUAUUUAAAAUUGACUAAUAAUAAAUUUUAAAUCUUUUAUUGUCUAAAUUAAUCAUGAAAUAAAAAAAAGCUUUACGAUGGAAACACUUACUACUACUCAACGCUAUGAAAAAGAAUUGAAAAUAAACAAUGCGGACUACAAGGAACCAAAGCAAAUCGGAUUAUUAGAACACGAGAAUAGUAUAACAAUUGAUUUGUAUUGGUUGCUUGGAGAAGAUGAAAUUCCUUUAAAACUAACAGUAGUCCUCACGAAGGAAAAUGAAUAUUCUGAAAUUGUCAUUCAAGAAAUUGGAAAAACUUUAUUUGAAUUGAGAAAACAAAGCAGAGAGUUAAAAAAUGAAAACUAUAGUAUGAAAAAUGAAAUUAGUCAUAUGAAAAAUGAAAGUAGUAAUAUGAAAAAUGAAAUUACUAACAUGAAAAAUGAAAUUAUAGGUAUAAAAAACUAUUUUGCCUACUAUAAUGUUAAUAUUUAUUGCAAUAUCAAACGUAUCAUUUAUCAAGAUAUUUUUGCUGCGGAAAAUAAAGGUAUAAUUAAAAAAGUCGGAAAUCCUCCAUACGAUGAUACAAGUUAUGCGAGGAAGUCGGAGGGAAAAGAAAUGAUUCAAUAUGGUUCUGCUGAUAAAAAUAGUGAAAAUGGAGCAAAAAUAAUUAUUCCUGAUGGCUACAAUAUAUUAUGGAUAAGGAUUCCAGGUAAUAGAACGACUCUCAUCAAUGCUACUUUUAAUGAUGGAAAUAGAGAAAAUAUUGGAAAAUUGAUUUUUGGACAGGAAAGUAUCUCAAUUUCUUCUGAAAGUAUACCUAAUGAUGAAUUAUAUAAGAAUCAUAUUUGGGUUCCAAUUCCUGUUAAAAGAUCCGGCAAUAUUAUUUUAGUAUCUGGUGCAAAUGCAAGUCCAACCUUUUAUAUUUCAGGCAUUGCAUUUGGUUUUAAUAUUUGGAACAUUGCUUAUAACUCUGCUCUUGCUUAUAUAAGUUGUAUUAAUGGAGGAAGUAAUGUGAAGGCAAGUAUUGUUUUAAGCAAUGUUCUAGUUUGUUUUGUUAAGCUUGGAAGUAUUGGAAUUUUAUAUGUUCCAGUAAUACCAUCUAAAUAUGAUAAACUUUUGUACUUUGUUUUAUAUAAUGAUAAUAACGAAAUACAAAUUACCAAGCUAACAGUAAAUGAUAAAGUUGUUGAUACUUUCUCAUAUAACUACGACAAUCCUAUUGCAAGGCGUUACAAUGAAAAAACUUAUUUUACAUAUUAUGCAACUUUAAUACCUAAAGAAGUAAUACCAGAAGAUUCUUUCUUUGUAAAAGUAGAGUUUGAUAUGACCAAUCAAGUUUUUUUCAAGAUUUAUAUAAGAGAAUGCGGAACGCAUGAUAAUAUUCAACCUUCUAAUAUUCAAUAAUAUAUUUUCCUUCCUUGGAUAAGUUGAAGAAUUUAAAAAAACUUAAACUUCUUGAUAAUGAUAUUUAACAAAUGGUUUUUAUAACUGAUUUUUAAUUUUUUAUAAUUUAUUUUUAAUUUUUUGUAUCAAAUUUUGAAUGCUUUGAUUAUUUAUAGUGUUUUUUGUAUUUU